Messenger RNA from Macroventuria anomochaeta, 1244 nucleotides. RefSeq lists its product as uncharacterized. The record is from RefSeq and is a predicted model, not a curated record. The transcript has a single exon. The coding region runs from base 344 to 1105 and encodes 253 amino acids. NCBI's taxonomy places the organism in Eukaryota, Fungi, Ascomycota, Dothideomycetes, Pleosporales, Didymellaceae.
CUUCAGGUAACUUCUGACAUCUGGGACCAAUACACGCCAGAACAAGCGUAGCUGGAGUUUGCCAAUUGAUCGCACAUCAGUGCUUCCUCCACCACGUACCCUCAAUCUACUAAUGUUCAACUGCUUUAUCAGCUCACGGUUAUCUUCCCCUCACUGUUCACAAAUCGCAUCCCACUGCUCAGCCGCGUGACGAUCAUAGAAGUACAAGACUGAGAGCUAACCUGGCAGCUUAUUCCACUCAUUGCAAAUCUUGAAAUUCCACUUCGCACGAUCACGAUACUCUACUUAACUCACAUAGAUCUUACCAUCUCAUACAACCACCUGAAAGACACGACUACGUACCAUGCCCUCAACACAGACAGUCCCUGCUCGCCGCGGUGCAGCAGCCAUUGUACGCGUCAACCAAAAGAUCAAGAUCAUCAACACCCACGGCAACCAAGUCGUCGACACCUGGGUCUUCGCCCUGCCAUCCACAUCGAUAGGCACCCCCUCCUCUCGCCUCGAAGCGCCUCUCUAUCCCGCCACGUUCUCUGCUUCCUCAUCACACUAUUCCACAGCUGCAAAUCGUGCCGCUGCAGCACCAGAGUGCAUGUCCAUGUCGCACUGCCGCGCCAAAUUACUGAAGCUCAUACCGAGCGUUGGUGAUACGCUGGUCAGCCAGAAACGCGCACCUUUGGUGAAGCUGAUCGAGGAUACGAGUCCAGGUGUGCAUGACACCCUGAUUGCAGCUUGUGAUCGGUGGCGGUACGCCGAGCUAGGUGUUGAGGCAUAUCACGAGAGCUGUACGGACAACUGCUGGGACGCUUUGGCUGCCCUGGCCUCUGACCUGGGUGAUUCAGAGAAAGGCGAGAUUCUGCAGGGCUUGCAGACCAGGAUGGGCGGGAGGGUGCCAGACCCUUUUAAUUUGUUCAUGAACAUACCGGUUACGCAGGAAGGAGAGGGCGCAAGAAGAGGUGUCAGCUUUGAAGGGCCAUUGACGAAGCCUGGCGAUUAUGUCGUGUUCCAGGCUUUGAGAGACGUUGUGGUCGUUAUGAGCGCUUGCCCUCAAGAUGUGCUCAACAUCAACGGGCAGAGGCCUGUUGACGCGCACUUUGAAGUGCACUGACAAGAGGCGUAACGAGUCCUGCUCAGCGUCUAAGGAACAGUCAUGUAACGCCAUCAGGAUAGGCGUGUCUAAAGGAGAGAUGCGGGUUCGAGUUGCACCAUGGCCCAUUUGUUUUACAAAAUGGAAGUAUAAGAUUGCU